AGUAUGCUAUAAUUUUUCGUGCGCCCUUCUCCAAUCAGAUAAUCAUUAAUUAAUUAAAUAAUUUAAACAUUAAAUACUGUUAAACAAUAUCAGAAAAAAUGUUAACGGAUACGGACGAUGAUUACUUCUUUGAAGAGGAUAAAAUCAUUUUAACGGAGUCUGCCGUCAUUACACCACUAUUGCUCAACGAGAAUUCUACACAUUUGGCGAUGCAACCACAACAGGAAAUGCAGACGAAUUCAAAUGCUGUCAAUUCCGAUUUUGAAGUAGAAUUAGUGGUUGACAACGAACGGAAGUCGACACCCGAAACUGACGAUGUCGCUCAGACUAAUAUUAUUGUGCCCCUUUUGAGCGAGCGUUUAAUUGAGUUCGAUAGGCAAAAAUUUGAAUUAGACCGACUGGGCAUGACGGUGACUGUGAGUUCGGUGGUGAUUACAAAGGAUCAGAGCAAUUUGAUAGGAAUUAGCAUAGGCGGCGGCGCGCCACUGUGCCCCUGUCUUUACAUAGUACAGGUCUUCGAUGGCACACCAGCGGCGCGUGAAGGCUCACUGCAAAGCGGCGAUGAACUGUUAGCUGUCAACUCGGUGAGUGUGAAGGGCAAAACAAAGGUGGAAGUGGCGAAAAUGAUACAGGCCGCCACUACAACGGUAACCAUACACUACAAUAAACUGCAUGCCGAUCCGGAGCAGGGCAAAUCGUUGGACAUUAUAUUGAAGAAAUUAAAGCAUCGCAUAGUGGAUAAUAUGUCCAGCAACACCGCAGAUACAUUGGGUCUUUCGCGUGCCAUUCUCUGUAAUGAUUCAUUGGUUAAGCGCCUGGAAGAACUUGAGGGCACCGAAUUGAUGUAUAAAGGUUUGGUGGAACAUGCGCGCCGCAUGCUCAAAGCCUACUACGAUCUACUGCAGACAUAUAAGGCAUUCGGUGAUUGCUUUACACAUAUAAGUGCGCAUGAACCGCAACAGCGGGCAUCUGAGGCGUUUCGCAUGUUCGGUGAAUUUCAUCGGAAUCUGGAAAAGGAUGGUUUGAAUAUUAUCAAGCAAAUUAAACCGGUGCUCUCCGACUUGGGGACAUAUUUGAACAAGGCGAUUCCGGACACCAAAUUAACGGUACGCCGUUAUGCCGAUGCCAAAUUCACCUAUCUCUCCUACUGUUUAAAGGUGAAGGAGAUGGACGAUGAGGAGCAUAGCUUCGCAGCGCUGCAGGAUCCGCUCUAUCGCGUCGAGACGGGCAACUACGAAUACAGACUGAUUUUGCGUUGUCGUCAGGAUGCGCGCAAUAAAUUCGCCAAAUUGCGCACGGAUGUGUUGGAAAAGAUGGAACUGCUCGAGUGCAAGCAUGCAAUGGAUUUGAAUAAACAAUUACGCAGUUUGCUCGACAGUUUGGCACAGCUCAAUCGUUCGGUUGUAGAGCGUAUAGAAGCGUUGCCGCCACUCUUUCCGAUUGAAGUUGAUUUCAAAGAAACCGACUUCCAAUAUAAAUCCACCACUCUGAAGCCACAAGAUCUGGAUGAGGAAGAGGAGGAAGAGCAGACGAUCGUGCGUACCGAUUCGCACAGUCUGCGAAUGGCAAGCACAGAAGUCGUUUGUGGCUUAGAAGCUGUAGAAACACCAGCACCAGUGGUAAAUAUACAACAAAAAGAUAAUCUGCUGGACGAGCUCGCUACGACAUCUGAUCAGAGUGUGGACAAUAAUGAAACAUUACUCAAAGAGUUGGGUCUAUUCGGCGUGGAUCUUAUGUCAAAUCCACAAACAUUAACGAAUCAAAAGGACUCGGUGGCCGCACAGAAUGGCGCUUAUGAUUUCGAUUUAUUCCUUAAUCAGUCGGCAGCAAUGGCAACACAAUUGGAACAGGAUUUAAUGUCAGCGAAUGCGCUCGAAACCGAUUUGUUGUUACAGUGAAUCUACUUUUUGUGUGUGAUGGUCAUGAAUUUCGGAAAAAAAUAUUUGUAAGUUGUGCGUUUUAAGUUAGUAUUAGUGGAAGUAUUAGCUA
Messenger RNA from Bactrocera latifrons, 1989 nucleotides. It is a transcript of the gene PICK1, whose product is annotated as PRKCA-binding protein. The record is from RefSeq and is a predicted model, not a curated record. NCBI's taxonomy places the organism in Eukaryota, Metazoa, Arthropoda, Insecta, Diptera, Tephritidae. Gene Ontology annotation, cellular component: postsynaptic density; synaptic vesicle; trans-Golgi network membrane. Gene Ontology annotation, biological process: intracellular protein transport; regulation of Arp2/3 complex-mediated actin nucleation; dendritic spine maintenance. The coding region runs from base 99 to 1898 and encodes 599 amino acids. The transcript is spliced from 5 exons. Gene Ontology annotation, molecular function: protein kinase C binding; phospholipid binding; protein domain specific binding.